Molecule: messenger RNA, 2007 nt
Organism: Pundamilia nyererei
Lineage: Eukaryota; Metazoa; Chordata; Actinopteri; Cichliformes; Cichlidae
Product: serine protease HTRA2, mitochondrial-like
Exons: 8
Coding region: 237-1571 (444 amino acids)
Biological process (GO): positive regulation of apoptotic process; proteolysis; programmed cell death
Cellular component (GO): mitochondrion
Molecular function (GO): protein binding; serine-type endopeptidase activity
Source: RefSeq, a predicted model, not a curated record
AGAAGAAGGUGCCUUACCACGCAGGCGCAAUCUUAGUGACAUUACCGUGUUGAGUGUGUUGUGCUAAAAAUUAAUAGGUGGAGAAUAUUUUUUUUGUAUUUCCGUUAUUCUGACUGGGCUAGAUAACGGUGCACUUUAAAUGAAGGCGCGUGAAUAACAGACUGCUGCAAACAUUGGGAUAUAAAGUGCUUUUUGGCUGCCUUCAAACCGACGUUGAGCGAGUAAAGUGAUGCAACAUGGCAGCAGCGGCUGCCAAUAGGGGCUUUCUUUCAGCAUUAAGGACUCAAAGUUGGGGUCAGACCCGAGGACUUAACUCGUUAGCUGAGAGGACAACCAGUCGUGUCUCUGCUGUGAUAUGUAACCAUGAGGCUGCAGGAGGACACACAAGCCUGGACAGGAGAGCUCAAGCUGGGGAGAGAAGAAGAAGAAACGGUCGGGACAGCAACAGAAGCUCCUCUUUGCUCACCUCUGUGUCGGUGGGUUUGGGGCUCUGUGGUGCGGUGCUUCUGGACACUGAAAAAGACCAAAAGGGGGACAAAGAAUUGGCAAUAUCCCGGGGAUUUCUCCAGCACAUCCUCCCAUCGGCUCAGUGCGCUUCUCCCUUCAAACCAGACAGCCCCCGAUUUAAGUACAACUUCAUUGCAGAUGUGGUGGAAAAAUCUGCUCCAGCUGUGGUGUACAUUGAAAUCGUGGGCAGACACCCGUUCUCAGGACGAGAGGUCCCAGUGUCAAACGGCUCCGGUUUUAUCAUCAGCAGCGAUGGUCUCAUCAUCACCAAUGCCCACGUUGUAGCCAACAAGCGAGGCGUCCGUGUGAAGCUCACCAAUGGAGAGACGUACAAUGCCAUCGUGCAGGAUGUCGACCCUGUGGCGGACAUCGCCACCAUCAAAAUCUCUGCAAGGAACCCGUUACCCACUCUCACACUCAGCCAGUCGUCUGACAUCCGACAGGGAGAGUUUGUGGUUGCCAUGGGAAGCCCAUUUUCGUUACAAAAUACAAUCACAUCGGGGAUUGUCAGCUCAGUGCAGAGAGGCAGUAAGGAGCUGGGCCUGUCCAACUCCAACAUGGAGUACAUACAGACCGAUGCAACCAUUGAUUUUGGAAAUUCUGGAGGUCCCCUCAUUAAUCUGGAUGGUGAAGUCAUUGGUAUAAACACCAUUAAGGUUACCGCUGGCAUCUCCUUUGCAAUUCCGUCUGAUCGUGUGAGGCUUUUUCUGGAGAAAGCAGCCAAAAGAAAAAGCACUUGGUUUCAUAAGGAUGAGACGAAGCAGCGGUACAUUGGUGUUAUAAUGCUGACACUGACGCAGAGGAUCAUUGCUGAGCUGAGGUUGAGAGACUCAUCUUUUCCAGAUGUGACUCACGGUAUCCUGAUUCACAGGGUAAUCAAGGGCUCUCCAGCUUACAGAGCUGGCAUGCAAGCCGGAGACAUUGUGCUGGAGAUAAACGGGGCCAAGGUGAACACCUCAGAGGAGAUCUAUGAGGCCGUCCGCAGCAGCGACAAAAUCACUAUGCAGGUGCAGCGAGGACAAGAGAUACUCCACCUUCACAUAACUCCCGAUUAUAUAGAUUAAUGCAAACUGCAUUAUUUCAUGUCAGCCGCUGGACAGAAUGAGUUGUUAGCUUGUGUACACCAGAAAACUGUGAAACCUUACAGUGACUGUGUUCAAAAGAAAAUGUUUGCCGUUUAAUAAAUUAGAUUUUAUGUAAAAGUUUUCUUAUAUUCUCCAGUAUUUCACUAACAUUUGGAGAGGUGUCAGCUUACAGUGAACGUGUAGGCAUUUUAGCCAUAGUAAGUGUUACCUGUUUAAAACUACACUGGUGCAGUCUUCAUGGUGCCAUUUUUCAUUAAAUGAUAAAAGCCAUGCUCACUGUUUAUUCACGGAGGGGUUCUUAGUGAAUUCUACCUCUUCUUUCUUACUUAUUGCUCAGAGUAGCCAAACUUGUGUCUCUUGUAAUGAUUUGUGUCCAAAAUGCAUUAUUUGUAAAAUAAAAGCUCACGGAGCCUGA